This is a messenger RNA of Xenia sp. Carnegie-2017, 2318 nucleotides long. Its product is annotated as D(1) dopamine receptor-like. Gene Ontology annotation, molecular function: neurotransmitter receptor activity; G protein-coupled serotonin receptor activity. Bases 404 to 1693 code for a protein of 429 amino acids. The transcript has 6 exons. NCBI's taxonomy places the organism in Eukaryota, Metazoa, Cnidaria, Anthozoa, Malacalcyonacea, Xeniidae. Gene Ontology annotation, cellular component: dendrite; membrane. The record is from RefSeq and is a predicted model, not a curated record. Gene Ontology annotation, biological process: chemical synaptic transmission; G protein-coupled receptor signaling pathway, coupled to cyclic nucleotide second messenger.
GACAACAAGCAAUUAAAGAUGCGAGAAAGAUUCGAGAUAAGAAUUGCUUGGUGUUUCUCUUUGAAAUUAUGAAAAGAUUGACGUGAUAUGACCAUCGCAUACCUUAGUUCUGGUAGCCAGUGUUGAAACUAAACUUGCAAACGAUUGCAACGCGAUAAGUGCAUCGGUUGAUUUUUGUGCGAUAGUUUAAAGGUCGUGGAAGGAGAAAGCUUAUGCUUUGAAGAAGUGUCAAGCUUGCACUAUGCUUUUGACAGAGACAUGUUCAACUUCUCACAGAUGACAGAACUCCAGAAUUGAAUAGAACUCGCAACAGACGAUUUUAGUCCUCGACAGCAAAUAUUGAAGUACAUCGUUCAUUGUCGAUCACGUGGUUCAAACAUUCGACCAUUUCAUUUUCUACGCAAUGACGUUGCCACCAAGCAACCAACCAAGUCCAGCACUGACUACCAUGAAAACAAUAGAUUCCCAUUCGGACGAAGGCACCGUUGGCUCGGUGAUCGCACUUUGCUUCGUUAUGUUAAUCGCUAUCACAGGAAACGUUGCAAUAAUCGUCAUAUUUCGCGUCUACAAGCGCCUAAGAAAACAAGUGACGAAUCAUUUUCUCAUAAACUUAGCGAUAAGCGACUUGAUUGUGGCGUUAGUCACCAUACCAUUUUGGUUGUCAUUCGAGAUCAAUCGUUGGGAAAGUGUAAGCAAGCCGACAGAUAGGGGACUUUUGCGGCGCAUAUGGACAUUCACGGAUAUAGCAUGUGAAGCGUCAAGUAUUGCAAAUUUAGCAGUGAUAAGCAUCGAUCGUCUCUACUCGGUAAGCAAUCCGUUCAAACAUCGUACAACAGUGACGCCAUCUCUAGCACAUCGGAUUAUCUUCGCCGUGUGGGGUUACGCAAUCGCUGUGGCAUCGGUCUAUCUCAUAGACACAAAAUGGAAGAAUAUUAUCAUUUUUGUUUUCGGAUUUGCUAUACCGCUGGGCGUCAUGAUCGUGUGCUACAGCAAAAUUGUUACAGUUGUGAGACUGUGCCGGAAACGAUGGUCCCAAAACCCGGAAGCCAAUAAACAUUUCUUUGGCAGCAUUGUAAACGAAUACAAGACCGCAAAGAGCCUGGGCGUUGUCAUGGUGGCAUUCGUUAUUUGUUGGUCGCCGUUUUUCGUCUUUUCUUUCUUUUUCAAGUACUGCGAGAAAUGUCUUCCUUGGCUUAUGGAAAGACCAGCCAUACCAGCCGUCACAAAAUGGCUUCAUUACUUAAACAGCGCGUUAAACCCGAUCCUUUACACAAUGUUUAAUCCGUCUUAUCGCGUCGUAUUCCGCCGUCUCAUAGCGUGGUGCCUGCGGAAGGAGUACCAGUGUACCCGUUACGAGGCCUGGUACCUAGGCUCCAUACGUAUCUCCGUGACCAGCCAAAGAUCGAGUUCCCUUAAUCACCCACUCGCAGGUUACAGAAACUCGAACAGCUCAUUCUAUCAUCGACCGUCUUGCGGCUCUGUCGUACAGACACGACCUGAAAGAAAAGAAAUUCCAAAAGAUUUUGACGACGCCAAUAAUGAAGUGUUUAUAAACGCAACCACAAACAAUGCAGUAUUAAAAAACGUAAACGGCAACACAGAUGGCGAUGUGUUUAAAAAUAAUCUCACUGUUCGCCCGUCCGCGAAUAAAAACCGAGUUUCUUUUUCUGACAGCGGUGACACCAUCUUGUGAAAUUAGUAGCGCAUGCGUAGUCUGGCCCGUUGAUAUGACACACAGCAGCUACAGAUCAAUGACGUCGCAAAAGCUUAAAGUGUGGCAGAACUACUUUUUCAGCGUCAAUUAUACCGAAUAAAGCAAAGAUGUCGUAGUUUUAGAAGCAGUAUUUAUAAAAAGUUACACCUACAAAAAGGACGUAGAAAGAUCGGUAAUUGGAUGGGGAGGGGAGGUACUCAUAUAUGCAUGAAUGCCGACUAAAUUCCUUUCAAAUACGUUGUUUUUUAUCCAUUAUAACAUGCACGUAUGACUACGCACCCCCACCCCCACCCCCAAUUAUCGAUUACCUUACGUCCAUGCCGACGGGGACAAAAGUCGUGGUGUUCUGUAAUAUAUGCUAUUGGCUUGCAUGUCUGUUGCAGAUAAUAGUGUAAGUAUUGUGUUGUUGAAAAAUGGAAUAUUAUAAAGAAGAGAAAUUGAUGGCUUGAAAAUAGAGGAGCUGAAAUGAUGGCAAACAUGUAAAUAGAAAUGGUGGAUAUUAUUAGACUGUAAAUAUUUUUUAAAAAAACUAAAUAAACGUCAGUAAUAAUAAGAUCCUGAGGCAAUAUUUCAUCAGUGAUUAAUAUUUCAAAGCCGUCGUCAA